UAUGUUGUAUUCUGAAUAAAAUAUUGAAAUUUGAAACUUCCACAUCAUUGCAUUCUGUUUUUAUUCACAAUUUGUACAGUGUCCCAACAUUUUUGGAAUCCGGUUUGUAUCAUGCAUGCCAAGAGAAGACCCUAAUAAUUUGGAUUGUGUUCCUAUAUUACAUUUUGAAAAUCUAUGUAACAAAAUUUGUCUGUAUACUGACUGCUACUAAUAGUCUUAAACUCUUGCUACAUGAAUAUUCUGAGAAACAUUGCCUCCAUAUUUUACAGACAGCCAAGACUUUCAACCAGCAAACUGACUCUAAUUCAUCAAGGUCCUCCAAAACGAUUUCGUCUAGACACAAAGAGAAGAGUGCUUCAUGAAAAUGGGAAAGUCAGAAAAUGGACUUACGGGAAAAAAGACACCAGUAAACAAAACAAAAUUGUUCUGCUAGUGGGAGAGACUGGAGCUGGCAAGACGACUCUCAUCAACACCAUGGUCAACUACUUACUAGGAGUGAAGUUUGAAGAUGAAAUAUGGUAUGAAAUCACAGAAGAAGAAGCUAGAGACCAAUCAGAAUCACAAACCUCUGAAAUCACCAUGUAUGAGGUCUGUCCUGAAGAAAAUUCCAUAUCUCUCACCAUCAUUGAUACUCCAGGCUACGGAGACACUAGAGGACUGGAAAAAGAUCUGGAAGUUGCUGCAAAUUUAGCCACUCUGUUUCAGAGCAGUGCUGGAGUUCGUGAAGUUGAUGCCGUGUGUUUUGUGAUUCAAGCAUCUAAGAAUCGUCUCUCAGACAGGCAGCAUUAUAUCAUCAGUUCAAUUCUGUCUUUGUUUGGAAAUGACAUUGUGAACAACAUUGUGUUUUUAAUAACACACUCUGAUGGUAUGGCACCUAAAAAUGUCCUUGGUGCCAUCAAUAAAGCUAAAAUCCCUUGCAGACGAGACAAAAAGGACCAACCUGUUUAUUUCUUAUUCAACAAUCGGCAAGCUGAAGCCCAAAACAAUGAGAGCCGUUACCUCCGUUCUCAAAAAGAUGCUUGGGAAAACAGCAUGGAAGAGACAAAGCAAUUAUUCCAGUCUCUGGACGAAAAGAACAGAAGAAGUUUAGCGUUGACUUCAGAUGUUCUCAUAGAGCGCAUUCAAUUAGAAGCACUCAUCUGCAACUUACAGCUGCGAGUUGAAGAGAAAGAGUCCAAGAAAUCUGAAAAAAUUCAGAUUCAGGAGGCAAUUAAACAAAACAAGGAAAAGAUUGACAGGAGUACAAACUUUAGCAUUAGAGUCAAAAAGACAAUCAAAGUAAAGGUGGCCAUUGAAAGUGCUUCAUGGAAGAACAGAAAGGCGACGACCUGCACCGUCUGUGAGGAAAACUGUCAUGAGUUUGACUGCUGGUGGGUUCCUGAUCCCAGCAAUUGUGAAGUCAUGAAGAAAGGCUACUGCACUGUGUGCACUGGGAAGUGUCAUCACAGCAAACAUGUAAAAGAAAACAAGAAAUAUGUCAUCAGCACAUCGAAUGUUAUGAUGCAAUCAGAUGAAUUAAAAAAGAGAUAUGGAGAUGCUAAAACCAAAAUGUUUUCUGUUGUAAUGGAUGACCUUGACAAAGAUCUGCAGGAGCUUGAGGAUCAAAAGCAAAUUCUUCUGUUCAAUGCUUUCAAAACCAUCAAGCAUCUGUCUCAGAUUGCAUUAAAGCCAGACUCUGCCUUCACUCUUCAGCAUCUCGACUUCUUCAUCCCCAGACUGAAGGAGGCUGGGAAAGAAAACUGGGUCAGAGAGCUUGAAGAAAUGAUGAGAAAAGCUAAAGCUGAGGAAGCAAAUAAAGAUGCUCUGAGUUACCUUAAAGCUGGUCUGGCAAAACUAUUCCUCGGUGGGAACAAAGUCAGAGAAGACAAGAGAUGAAUCAAUGAAAAUAAAUAAGACUGCUUAAAAUGAGAAAUCAAUGAAGGUGACUUUUUGUAUAUCUGAAAAUUUGAAAUUUAAUUUAAUCAUAGAAUCAAGCUGUUUUAGUGUUUAUUUAAUAGGCAACCCAAUCCAAUAUGUUAGUUUAUGAACUUUUAAAAUAAAUGAAUAUCGGUAAAUUUGGGGCGUACUAGAAGGUAGCUGUAACAAAAAAUUUUUGCAUCUGUGGAUGUUGAUGUGUGUUGAUAUUGAACUGUUCUAUAUUUUAUCUUCAUCAGUUGCUGUUUUUUAUUUUUUAUUUUUUCUAUUUCUAUUGUUUUUUUUUUGUAUUGUUUCUUUCCAUCAGAUUGCCUGUUUUUCUCUACAUCAAAAUUCUUGUUUAAUAAAAUAACUACAAUGAAUAUAAAAAUAUAUGAUAUAUAUAAUUUUUUUUUCCUUGAGCAAACUACAGUGGAAGAGACCUCCUUAUCUUCAGGUUAGUGACAACUGACUCACUGUUGGAAAUAAAGGAGGUUGUUCAAUUUGGUUUGAAGCAUCAAAAGGAUGAAUGAAUCUUUAUUGUCAUUAUUUGCACCCAGUGGUACAGAACAACAAAAUAGUGUUAGCAGCUUUUUA
Messenger RNA from Cyprinus carpio (common carp), 2490 nucleotides. RefSeq lists its product as uncharacterized. Gene Ontology annotation, molecular function: GTP binding. The coding region runs from base 232 to 1875 and encodes 547 amino acids. The transcript has a single exon. Lineage: Eukaryota; Metazoa; Chordata; Actinopteri; Cypriniformes; Cyprinidae. The record is from RefSeq and is a predicted model, not a curated record.